Messenger RNA from Stomoxys calcitrans (stable fly), 1013 nucleotides. RefSeq lists its product as uncharacterized. NCBI's taxonomy places the organism in Eukaryota, Metazoa, Arthropoda, Insecta, Diptera, Muscidae. The record is from RefSeq and is a predicted model, not a curated record. Bases 305 to 970 code for a protein of 221 amino acids. The transcript is spliced from 2 exons.
AUAAAAGACACGAAUCAAAAUAACGGUUAACUUGGGUUCAAAAACCAGCCACACACACAAUGAUUGCGACGCCAACACCAGCAAUAAAAGAGAGUCAUUCAUUUAACUGCUAAGGUACUGCACUAAGCUUAUGUGGGGUAACCUAUUUCGCUGUUGUUAGACAGAUUUGGACAGCGCUCUAGACGACCGCUUCGGUUAAAGUUAAAACUUUAUGACAUCCAUAAAGUAGUUGCUCUGCAUUAGCAUUAGCCUAGAGACGGAAUUAAAUUCGUAAAUGUAAAACUCAUGCGGCAAAAGAAAGACAAUGCAAAACAUUACGCUCAAUUCCAUAUUAAUUGGGUCACGGCAAAGAGUUACACUCACUUUUGAAACUAGAAAAAAAAAAACGAAAAACAAAAUUCAAUUAAACCAUCAACGCCAAGCAAAUCCAAUCAAGCCAGCCAACCAGCGAGCCACACUCAGUCUUCAACUUCAUCUCGGCCCCACCACAUUCAGUAAAAGCAACCAAGUGAUCACAAUGAUCGAUGACAACGAUAUGGUCGAAGUCAAUUUGAGUUCAUCCGAAUUGGCAAAAAUAGCCGGCGAAAUGGAUGCCGCCAAACUUUUGCACGAUUCACCCUGCCUAACAAAAUCUUUCAGCAUCAACGAUCUAAAGGAUCGCGCCUUACAGCUUCGCCUAAAAUCUCAACCGAAAUAUGCCACAAUAGCUGGUGUUAAGGGUAAAGGAAGUGACAACGAGUGUGAACGGAAACUGGAGAGUCCUAGCAUCAGCUGUUUGCGUCAAAUGUAUUGUCCCGAUUGUCAUCAGCGCUUGGAUGCCUAUAGCGUACGAUUUGAGACUUUAUUAUCAUGUUGCCUUCCACUCUUCCCUCUUAAGACAGUCUAUCAGUGCUGUUUACGGCGUUCCAUUGGCCGAAAGGUGAUCUGCAAUAAAUGUGGCAGUAACUUGGGGUAUUGGAAGCGCUCAUGAAGAGAGAUUAAAAAUUAUAUUUAAUGUAAGAUAUUAUAGAAAU